Molecule: messenger RNA, 1485 nt
Organism: Fonsecaea erecta
Lineage: Eukaryota; Fungi; Ascomycota; Eurotiomycetes; Chaetothyriales; Herpotrichiellaceae
Exons: 2
Coding region: 1-1485 (494 amino acids)
Biological process (GO): hydrogen peroxide catabolic process; response to hydrogen peroxide
Cellular component (GO): peroxisome; cytoplasm; mitochondrion
Molecular function (GO): heme binding; catalase activity
Source: RefSeq, a predicted model, not a curated record
AUGGCUGUCGCAGGACCUAUCUACACGACCUCCAAUGGUCGUCCCAUCACUUUCGCCACUGCUUCUCAGACUGUCGGCGACCACGGUCCUAUCUUGCUGCAAGACUUUCAUCUCAUCGACCUUCUUGCCCACUUCGAUCGAGAACGUAUCCCUGAACGGGUCGUCCAUGCCAAGGGCGCGGGAGCAUUUGGAGAAUUUGUGGUGACCCACGACAUUACCGAUGUGACUUCCGCCGACUUGUUCAGUGAGGUUGGGAAGAAGACCAAGGUCGCUGUUCGCUUCUCCACCGUUGGUGGUGAAAAGGGCUCGGCCGACGCAGCCCGCGACCCACGAGGCUUCUCUAUCAAGUUCUAUACCGAACAAGGGAACUGGGACAUGGUCGGCAACCAUACACCAAUCUUUUUUAUUCGAGACGGAAUCAAGUUCCCCACGUUUAUUCAUACGCAAAAGCGGAAUCCUCGCACGAAUCUCAAGGACGCCACGAUGUUUUGGGAUUUUCUGUCCAGCAACCAGGAAUCCGUGCACCAGGUCAUCCAGUUGUUCAGCGACCGGGGCACGCCAGGAUCAUAUCGGCACUGUGAUACCUUCUCGGGCCACACCUUCAAGUUCACCAAGAACGACGGCACGUUCAAGUAUGUCAAAUUCCACGUCAAGACGGACCAGGGCCACUGGGACAUGACGAACGAGGAGGCCACGGCCCUGACGGCAAGCAAUCCUGACCACGCCACCGAGGAUCUGUUCAACGCGAUUGAGCGAGGCGAGUAUCCAUCGUGGACUCUGUACGUGCAGAUCCUGGACCCGAAAGACGCCGAGAAGUUCCGCUGGAAUAUCCUCGACGUCACCAAAGUGUGGCCGCACUCGGAAGUGCCAUUGCGGCCCGUGGGCAAGAUGACGCUCAACCGCAACCCGGAGAACUACUUUGCUGAGAUUGAGCAAAUCGCGUUCUCACCCGCCCACCUGGUCCCGGGGAUCGAGCCUUCGGCAGACCCAAUGCUUCAAGCCCGCUUGUUCUCGUACGCCGACAGCCAGAGACACCGAUUGGGGGUUAACUACCAACAGAUCCCCGUCAACCGCCCCCUCCACGCCUACGCGCCGUUCCAACGCGACGGCUUCAUGGCCAUCACGGGCAACUACGGUGCCAACCCCAACUACCCGUCCCCCUUGAGACCGAACACCUACUUACCGGUGGACAAACCCAUUGACGCCGCGCACGAGACCUGGGUCGGUCAGGCUGUGCAUAACCUGCAGCCUGUGACAGACGAGGACUUUGUGCAGGCAAAUAUGCUCUGGGAGGUUCUGGGACGCACCAACGACCAGCAGGAGCAUUUGGUGCACAACAUUUCGGUGCAUCUGUUCGCGGCGGUCAAAGACGUCAGGGAGAGGACGUAUGGAAUGUUCGAGCGGGUGAACAAGGAUCUGGGACGAAGAGUGCGGGAGGAAACAGAGCGCGUCAGAGCAGCCAAGGGGCUCAAUGCCACAGAGUAG